UGUGUACUAUCUACAAUCGCAUAUUACAUCGUUGCAUCUUUUUCCGAUCGAUAACGUUAGAAAGGGAUAAAAGGUUGGUAGAUAUCUACCAUACUGUAUGUCAGCCUAUUUCAGUAUUCGCUGUUUCUAAAGUCAAUCAGUUUCCUCAUUACUGUACUGUUUCGAUUGGACAAGUUUGGCACGUGAUAUUCAAGUAACUUAAGUACAUAGGUGUGACUUGUCAGCUGAUACAUCGUCGGGAUAUAUUAAAUUAAUAAUUGUUCACGUAAAUUUAUUCUGUUGUUCCUUAUUUCUCUAUAAUUAUGGCUCUUCAUUCUGCGGGAAAGGGUAAACUUCUUGCUGUGAUCGGAGAUGAGGAUACUUGUGUGGGAUUUCUUUUAGGUGGAAUUGGCGAGAUUAAUAAACAUCGUCAACCCAAUUUUAUGGUUGUAGAUAAAAAUACAGCUGUAAGUGAUAUAGAAGAAACAUUUAAACGUUUCAUUAAACGAGAUGAUAUUGAUAUUAUACUUAUUAACCAAAAUGUUGCUGAAAUGAUACGUCAUGUAAUUGAUAGUCACACACAGCCUAUACCAUCAGUAUUAGAAAUUCCAAGUAAAGAUCAUCCAUAUGAUGCUAGUAAGGACUCUAUCUUAAGGCGUGCUAAGGGAAUGUUUAAUCCAGAAGAUAUACAUUAA
Molecule: messenger RNA, 674 nt
Organism: Eufriesea mexicana
Lineage: Eukaryota; Metazoa; Arthropoda; Insecta; Hymenoptera; Apidae
Gene: Vha14-1
Product: V-type proton ATPase subunit Vha14-1
Exons: 5
Coding region: 303-674 (123 amino acids)
Biological process (GO): proton transmembrane transport
Cellular component (GO): membrane; proton-transporting V-type ATPase, V1 domain
Molecular function (GO): proton-transporting ATPase activity, rotational mechanism
Source: RefSeq, a predicted model, not a curated record